AUGCAGCUCUCUGCCUUCACGCCCUUUUACAGGAACCAUAACAUUAAGGGCGCGAUACCACAGGAGCCGUAUCGCUGGGACAGUGUCGCGAACGCGUCGCGUACUGCUAUUUCCAUUCGUUAUUCCCUGCUGCCAUACUGGUACACUCUGUUUGCGAACUCGUCCAUGUAUGGAACCCCUCCAGUUCGGGCGCUCUUCUUCGAGUUCCCCAACGAGCCCGAACUGUUCGACGUCGAUGCUCAGUUCUUGAUUGGAGCUGAUAUCCUGGUUACCCCCGUGUUGGAACCGAACGUAUCCACCGUGUCAGGCUUCUUUCCUGGGCGCGGCCAAGUCAUCUGGCGUGAUUGGUAUACCCAUAGUGUCGUCCACAGCGUUCCUGGGGAGCCCACAAGUGUGUCGGCGCCUCUGGGCCAUAUUAACGUCCAUAUUCGCGACGGCUCUGCACUCCUUCUGCACGUUGAGCCCCGGUAUACGAUCGCAGAAACGCGCCAAGGACCCUACUCCCUUCUCAUUUCUCUGAAUGCGGAGGGUGUGGCAUAUGGAUCCGCAUAUAUCGACGACGGGAUUAGCUACCCACCUGGCCCACAUCGGAUUCUCACUUUCUCGAUACGCAACAGCUCUAUGUCGAUCUCCAGCACAGGAUCUUUCAAAAUACCGCAGAAACUUCAGGAGAUCACAGUUCUCGGGGUGAACGCCAGACCGAAGGCUGUUGAUCUGAACGGACGGGCGACUGCGCAGUGGUUGUAUGCGCCCCAACAGGAUAAGCUUUUGAUGAGCGGUGUUGAUGCGGAUUUGAACGACCCUGUCUCCUUAGAAUGGAAUUAG
Messenger RNA from Cyclocybe aegerita, 825 nucleotides. The record is from the annotation of a GenBank genome assembly. Lineage: Eukaryota; Fungi; Basidiomycota; Agaricomycetes; Agaricales; Hemipholiotaceae.